Closterium sp. Yama58-4 is the source of this 2586-nucleotide messenger RNA. Lineage: Eukaryota; Viridiplantae; Streptophyta; Zygnematophyceae; Desmidiales; Closteriaceae. The record is from the annotation of a GenBank genome assembly.
AUGGGGCUAGGUAAGACCGUUGAGUGCAGUGAGAGGGGGAAGAAAGGCGAGAAGGGAGAGGAUGGCGAGAAGGGGGGCGAGGGGAGCAGGAAGAAGAGGAAAGGGACGAUGGGGUGCGAGAGGACGGCAGCACAGAGCAGCAAUGGGCGCGGCAGUGGCGUUAAGGUGGUGACGGGGGAGCAAGGAGAGGGCAUGGAGGGCGGGGAGGAGGGGCGUGUGCUGACGCCGUGUGGGAGCACGCUCAUCGUGUGUCCGGCGGCCAUUCUUCCCCAGUGGCGAGACGAGAUUGUGCGCAACACCCGUGCAGGCACAGUGAGCGUGCUCAUCAUUUCCUCGCCUGCCUCCUCGGGUGAUGAGGGGAUAGAGGGGGCCUUUUGUGGUAAGGCAGGAGACGGGCGUGAGGGAGGGCGAGGAGGGGGUGGAAAGGGGAAGAGGCAGGUGGAUUGGGGGGGAAGGGAGCAGCUAGAUGUGGAGGAGUGCAGUGCGGUGUGGGAGGAGGUGGAUGAAGUCACGCCUCAUGAUCUCGCAGCUGCUGACAUAGUGCUGGUGUCAUAUGAAACGCUCAGUGGCGACAUCUGGCACGAUGGGCCCUCAAGAGUGUUGCGGCAUAAGAAGAGGUACGAGGCCCGCCCCACUCCCCUCACACGUCUGCACUGGUGGCGGGUGUGUCUGGACGAGGCGCAGCUGGUGGAGGGCGGAACCUCCAGAGCAGCAGUCAUGGCGGCCCGCCUGUCAGCGCAGCACCGGUGGUGCGUGUCGGGCACUCCCAUUCAGAAAGGCCUCCCGGACCUGCAGAGCUUGCUUCGGUUCCUCCGUGCCUCGCCAUUUGACCUGCCGCAGUGGUGGUGCGAUUUUUUCGAGAAACCUAUUGAGGCUGACGUGGCGGACGAGCUAGCGCUGCCACCUCAGCGGCAGCUGCUGACGGUGCUGCGGUUCAGCGCCAUCGAGGCGCACUUCUACCGCCAGCAGCACGCCAAUUUCCUGGCGUCGCUGCUGCUGCUGCGGCAGGCCUGCUGCCACCCGCAGGUUGGCUCGGGGGGGCUACGGCGGUUGAACUCGGAGCGACCCAUGCACAUGGAUGAAGUGCGGCAGGUGCUGUUGGAGAAGGCGUGUGUGGAAAAGGAAGAAGCGCAGCGACUGCUCGUCUCCGCCCUCAACAGCCUUGCUGCUCUCCACGCCCUCCACGCCCCGGCACUCCCUCUCCUCUCCUCGUCUCUCCACUCCACUGCUUCUUCGCACCGCGCUUUUGAGAACUUCGACCAGUGGGCCCCCGGGGCGGUGCAGGCAGUAGGUUUCUACCGCGAUGCAUUGCGAGUCUUGGAUGCGGAUGGAGUGCAGCACAAGAAUGGCGACGGGGAUGGCGAUGCAGAUGGGGAUGAGGGCGGCGCAGGUACAGCGGAUAUGUCUCUCUCCGCCCCUGGCCGCGCUCGCCAGCGCAACGCCCUCCUGCAGCGCUUGCACGUGCUGCACAACCUGCACUCGCUGCUCGCCCUGCUGCCCUCCGCCAAGGGAGGAAGCCACGGGCACUGUGGUGGAGCGCGGAGCAAGAAGGGGUGCAGUGAGGUGGAGGCAGGUGGCGAUGGAACAGGUGUGGUGGUUGCACGGACACUGAGGGAGGAGAGGCUGGAAGGGGAGAUGGAGGAGGUGAUGGCGAGGUAUAUGGCUCCUUAUAGGGCUCGUGCUGCUGCUGCCAAGAAGGCCUUCGAGGACAUGCACUCACAGGCGAGUCAUAUGGGAGAGUAUGUGAGAUGGUGUGAUUUGCGCACAGGCAGCAUCAUCACUCACUUGCAGCACACGCUACUGGAUGAUGAUAAGUGCAGCAGCGUGGAGACGAGGAACAUGACCAGCCUUGCUCGCAGCUUCCCCACCCUGCGCGGCCUGCUUGUUGCGCUUGGAGUGCAAGUGGCUGGGCUGAUGAAAGGCAGGCAAGAAGCGCUGGAGCGAGUGGUGGAGGCGGGCAGCAGGGUGGAAGGGGAGGCCGUGGGAGGCAGUCUCGUGGCACAGGCAGGCUCGUGUGCACGCUGCAGUGCUGGGCAAGAGGAGGGUGGGGCCGAGGAUUCCGGGGCUGAGGAGGAAGGCGUGGCUGAGGAGGGCGGGACUGAGGGCGUUUUGGCUGGUGGAGUGGGUGGCGAGAUGGGAGCAGGUUGGGGAGGAGGCAGUGAGCUCUGCAUGCAUUGCCACGCGCAGGACGUGCUUGAGACCAUUUUUCCCUGUCGUCCCACCAUCCCAUCCCACCCUGCCAGCGUUACGGGCGCCGUCUUAUCCAACUACAACUCUCAUCAGCCCCUGAUUUCAUCGCCUCCUCCCAUCCCACUCUACCUUCACGACAUUUCCUGCUCCCUCUACAUCUCGCGGCCCUAUUUCCAUGUCCGAAUCGGCACGGGAAGUGCGCAACAUACCACAGGUUCCAGCCACAGCAGCAGGGUGGCAGGAGACGAAGGGGAGGGGCACCAGGGGCAGCAGGAGGAGGGGGGGAAAUGGAGGCGCAGGGGAGGAAGGAGAGGGAGGAGCUUCGGUGGAGUGGAAACCAGCAGACACGGCAAGGUGUUUGGCUAUUCUGCCUUGGGUGCUCGCAUCACUGCCUGA